Naegleria lovaniensis is the source of this 648-nucleotide messenger RNA. RefSeq lists its product as uncharacterized. Gene Ontology annotation, cellular component: Golgi apparatus. Bases 1 to 648 code for a protein of 215 amino acids. NCBI's taxonomy places the organism in Eukaryota, Heterolobosea, Eutetramitea, Acrasida, Naegleriidae. The transcript has 3 exons. The record is from RefSeq and is a predicted model, not a curated record. Gene Ontology annotation, molecular function: GTPase activity; GTP binding.
AUGUCGUAUUCAUACUUGUUUAAAUACAUUAUUAUUGGUGAUACAGGUGUUGGAAAAUCAUGCCUAUUACUUCAGUUUACCGAUAAACGUUUUCAACCCGUUCACGACCUUACCAUUGGAGUUGAAUUUGGAGCCAGAAUGAUAAAUAUUGAUGGAAAACAAAUCAAAUUACAAAUAUGGGAUACUGCUGGACAAGAAUCGUUCAGAAGUAUCACUCGCUCAUAUUAUCGUGGAGCUGCAGGUGCUCUUCUCGUUUAUGACAUUACGAGGCGUGAGACAUUCCAUCAUUUAACAACAUGGCUCGAAGAUGCCAGACGACACUCCAACUCAACAAUGACCAUCAUGUUGGUUGGAAACAAGUGCGAUCUGGACUCACGACGUGCUGUCUCAUAUGAGGAGGGCAAAAAGUUUGCUCAACAACACGACUUGAUCUUCUUGGAAACAAGUGCCAAGAAUGACGAAAAUGUAGAGGAAGCUUUCAAUUACACAGCAAGAAUUAUUUAUGAAAAAAUUGAGAAAAAUAUUAUUGAUGUUACCAAUGAAAUGAACGGAGUGAAGGUUGGAAAUGCUCCAACAGCAACAACCAAUCUUUUGGACAAGCCUGGAAACUCAUCAGAACAAGGAAGGGGCAAAACUUGCUGUGGAUAG